Manduca sexta (tobacco hornworm) is the source of this 4277-nucleotide messenger RNA. RefSeq names its product solute carrier family 35 member F2-like. Gene Ontology annotation, molecular function: transmembrane transporter activity. Gene Ontology annotation, biological process: transmembrane transport. Gene Ontology annotation, cellular component: membrane. The transcript has 6 exons. The record is from RefSeq and is a predicted model, not a curated record. NCBI's taxonomy places the organism in Eukaryota, Metazoa, Arthropoda, Insecta, Lepidoptera, Sphingidae.
UUUGCCUUACGAGUUCCAGCCCAUUGUUUUGGGAAAUAUGGGUAUUUUGUGUAAAAUACAAUGUUUAUCCAUAAAUAUUAGCCUUGACGAGACAAAUCUCGCGUAAUAAUCUAAGGGAAACAGAGUUUUCAUCAUGGAAAGCCCGAGUUUCAGUGAUAAAGUGGAAGCGUAUUUCUCUGAGCUAGGACGAUGGAAAGUAUGGAGAAGCAUACUGCUAGGACAAGUGCUGUCCCUGCUCUUAAGUGGCAAGUGCGUGAUGACAACACUCCUACAGAGUGCGACAUGGCAGUUUCCCAUCACCGGCCAGCUGAUUGUGCCAUAUCUAGUGCUGUUCAUACUGUUCACUCCCAGCUUGCUGUGUAACAGAGUCAAAAAUCUGUCCAAGAAAUGGUGGAUCCUGCUGAUAGCGUGCAUGCUAGACGUGGAAGCUGGCUGGCUUCUUGUAAUGUCGCAGCGGUACACAUCGGUGCUGAGCUGACAACUGCUCGCCUGUAGUGGGGUGGGCGCGGCGCUGGUCGGAGGUGCUUGGCGUGGACAGAGACUGGGUGUUGCGCAUGUUGCAGGCGCCACACUUGGGCUCAUGGCCGUCGUGUGUGUGGUGUGGGCUGAUGUUGAAGGCGCACCUACUGACGGCAAGAAUCAGCUAGUGGGUGACAUGCUCUGCCUGGCUGGAUCUCUACUUUUCGCCGUAGUAACAGUCCUACAAGAGAUGAUGCUCAAAAUUCAUUCUUGCUCGGACUACCUAGCCCUCCUUGGAAUUAUAGGCAGCGUGGUUGCAUGCACUCAGACAUUCUUCCUGGAAUUUGGAGAACUAAUGACCUUCAAUUGGUAUGAGCUGGAUACGAUUGUGCAGUUGGGAAGUUACUGCUCUGUGCAGACAGUGUUUCAGAUACUGCAGUGUUUUAUGCUAAGAGAUGCUGGCUCUAUAGUGUUGCAUCUGUCGUUUUUGUCUGCUGACUACUAUACACUUAUUGCUGGGAUGUACAUUUUUCAAUUCAAGUUCCACGCUUUGUACUUCCUGUCGUACUUGCUGGCGGUGCUGGGCGUGUUCCUGUUUGCGUCGCGUUCAACACAUGCGCACGCGCACGCGCCUGUACCCCAUGCGCUGCCGCAACUCGUACAUGACGCGCAUGAUGCGCACACGCAUCACGCGCAAGACAACGUCUCCAUGGAGUACACGGUUCCCGCACUCGACUGCAUCCCGAUAGAAGGUCUGGAACCACCCAUGAGCAGGGAUACAACAUUCACUUCUUUCCUCGGAGGUCCCCAAAGCUCAGCACCAAACGGUAAUGCCACUUUUUCACCAUCAAACGGCGCGCAAAAUCCAAAGGAGACUUGUUAAUAGAAUGUAUGAGCUGUCUGAACACUUUUUAUAUUCAGACCUAUGUACACAUACAGUGUUAUGGAACAAGUCGUUUGUGUAUAUAAUGGUAAGUAUUUUCUAUAUAAAUACAUAGUGUAAUAAACUUUUUUGUUAACCGGUUAGCCUACAAUUGUAACUUAAAAAUGAAUCUAGAUUUUAGUCAUGUCAUUAAUAAAUCCACUGCUUUCCAUUAUAUAGACAAUCGAUUCGUAUUAUUAAUUCCCCAAUACCUGAAUAUUAUUGAAUGUACUCUUAAUUAUUAUGCGAUAUGUUGUUUAUAUUUGAGUAAAAACACUUUAAAAUAAUUUAUAUUACUCGUUAGUACAACUACUGAAUAGUUUUUAAACAUCCCACCGAGUUUUACAUCUGCUAUGAAUUUAUAGUUUGUUGUGUAUUGCUACAAAAAAGCCAAUUUAUUUAUAAUUGUUACAAUUUAAUUUAUAUUAGAGCUGGAAGUACAGUUAGGAAUAGUGUUGCUCUGUUAAAGUAUAUAUACUGAAUAUACACUAAUUCACUUCACUAUCUCACUAGUCAUAGAAUAGUCGGGAAUAACUAGUCAGUGAGCGAAAAUAUGUCCAAACUGGUUGGAUAUCUAUGUAGGUAAUGUAUGGAAAUGAUUUCCUUAUAUAAUAAAUUAGUGAUAUUCAAUCAGUAUUAUUGAAUUGGAGAACUUUGAAUAUCGUACCUUACACGAACUAUUGUAUUGAAAAACAUACGUUUUAUAAUAGCAAGUUUUAAAUUAAUUUUACUAUAGGUAGGUUUUAACCGUUAUAUACAUUUUGAUGUUUUUUCGCUCAAUGUCUAUUUUAAUCUCUAGAAUAGUUACACCGUCAGUAAAGUUAACAAUUCAUUUGAUAUAAGAGUAUUUUAGCGCACACGUACAGUUAACUAAACGUAAACAUAGUCCCUAGUGAGUUUUUUAGAAUUUUAUAAACAUAUAAAGAUUUCUUUUUACUCUUAUACUUAGAAAAUAAUCGACCAUUAGUUAAUUAACAAGAACUGCCAGUUAUUCGAAUUUCGACCCUUUUUUAUUUACCUUAAUACUUUUAAAUAGUAAAUUAUUAUUAAGAUAUUUUGUUGAUAAAAAUCGAGGCCAGAAUAAAUAUCUUAUUGACUUAAUUAUUUUAGUCAUAAACCAGGAUUCAUUCAUGGUUUUUAUACUACUUAUUGUUAGGCAUUCGUAUUAAAAUCUGUGCUAAAUUGAUUUUUAUCAAGCAAAAAUAUUAAUUGAUUUAGAUAAAAUAUACUUAAUUAUAAAUUAUACUAGAUUCUCAGUCCGAACAAUAUUAUAUGCUUAAGGAAUUGUCAGAAAUGAAAGAAUUUUAAUCCUAUUUGUAGAUUAAUUCCACAUAAAGAAAUAGUUAAUUUCACGGAGCUCCUUAGCGCACAAUAAAUGGAUUCCAAUUUACGCAGUUUACUACGUAAGAUAAUAUUUAUGUAACUAUUAGAUAUAUGGGACUCCUAAAUGUCUGUUUUUAUGUAAUGUGGCAUAUUCUGAAUGGGGAUGAUGUUACCUUUAUUAUUUCAAUAAUUUCCAGAAUUUUGCGUUUCCAUAGAGCAUUUUACCAUGAACGUGUGCACUCUGGACUGAACUUACUCCCGUAAUGUUUUCUCAUCGCUCUACCUUGUCCUUUAGACAAAGUUCAAAAUAGGUUUUUACUGUGGGCAACGGCUUGGCUGUUCAACUUGCAUUGUUAAUGACCACAGGGAUGGUAACUACUUUCCAUUAGGUGGAGCAUUGGCUCGUCUGCCUUUGGAUCCAAUAAAAACGAAAUCAUGAUAUAAUCGAGUAUCUAAGUGUCAACAAAGUCCAUUUACUAGCAGCAAAAAAUUUUGUGUAUCCAAUUUUAAAAAUGUCAAGCCAAUUUUAAUCCACUUUUAUAACCAUAAUUUAUAAUAUCAGUCCAUUCAGAAUUGUCAACACAGCUUAGAAUAGAUAAUGCUUCUCCAAAAUGGUAUUAUAUUGAAUAUUAGUGAUCUCAAUUUUAUUUAAUGUUAUUUUAGUAUAACUAAAAUGUUUAACUUGUUUCUUACGCUCAAUUAUUAAAAUUAAGAUGAAAAAAGAGUGUAUAAAUUUUAGUCCAUUAGAUAAAUCAGAAAGGCCUCGUUUGAGCUACAAUGACGCGCCCUAAUAUUUAAGUUGCAGCUUAAAUUUGUGAAUCUAAAUACUCACAUAUAAACUACUUUUUGUGAGAAUAAAAUAUUGUGCAUACUUCGUGUCGAGGCAGAAAGGCCGAUUGACUUUUCGUGUAAUAAACUUGAUAACUUGCCAAUGAGUAAUAUUGUUGAAAGUAGUAUGAUCGCUCCUUUAGUUAUAAUAAUUAUAUCAUUAUUUAUUGCAUAACCAAUAAAACAUAAAGAAAAGCAAAAGAAAGCAAAUACAAGACAUGGUUACACAAUGGGCUGUCUUAUCGCUAAAAGCGAUUUCUUCCAGACAACCGUUAUAUAUAAAGUUAUAUAUGCAUUCAUUCAAUACUUCAUUUAACCAUCUAACCGCCAUUUUUCAAUAAUCGAUCCCAACUGCUUCUUUCGAUCUAUCUCAAAAAUGAAGCAAUCGGUGCAAAGUUUUUUGACAUGCUUACAAAUGAGUUGUUUUGAUUGGUUCAUACUCGGAUUCAGAUUGAAGAUUGAGAUUGGGAUCGUUUAUUCAAAACGGCUGAUAGUGAGGGGAACGUCAUUUUAGCUAAACGACGUAUUGUAUUAUGCAGUAUACACUUUUGGGAAUUGAGUAUUGUUUUGUGCGUCAGUAGACGAGUUGUUUCGCGAAUGUGGUUGUGUUACAUUGUGUUAGUUGUAAAUGUAAAGCUAUUUAUUGCAAUGUUACAUGAUAUGUUUUAACGCCAACCUCUGUAAAAUCUAUACAAUUUCUUCUCGAACUCUAAAUAUUUGAAUCGAAUAUACAAUGUUUUCAUGA